AUGUUUAAAAGUCGCUCGAGUAUUCCCCUCUGGGGACUGCUAUCUUGGUGUUUCGUUCAGUCUGCCAGUGCGAAGUCGCAGACGUAUCAAUCGUUGGACGCAAAGUAUGGAGGUGCCUUGACGGAUUCAGGAGACUAUCUUUAUGGAUCGAACAAAUGGGGUGAUGAUGGGAGUGGAAGUCAAAACAUGACUAUCCUUCUAGCGGACACCAAUGGCGCAAGUUUCAACGCGACGUGGAUGUGGGAAAAGAACAUCGAAUAUGUCCACGCCUACCCCAACGUCGGCUACCAAUCCAUCCAACUCCCCACCCAAAUAAGCAACAUCGACACCUUCCACCUCAGCGGCAGCUGGUCCUUCUAUCCCGUCGGGCAAGAAUCCGCCUCAGACAUGACGACGGCCCUCAAUGCCGUCGGCUGCAAAGCCGACAUCGCCCUGGACAUGUUCCUCGACAACAACAACGUCUCCUCGACCAACGCAUCCGUCGCCACCCACGAAGUCAUGGUCUGGCAAUCCGUCUGGGGCGGCGUCUGGCCCAUCGGAUACUACGAUCCACCCACCGGAGCCCCCGAAUACAAGCUAGGCGACGUCACCUACCAGCUCUUUAGCGGCCACAAUCAACAAGGACAAAAACAAGCCGUGUUUUCCUGGGUUCCCACCGUCUAUCAACAAUCCAUCGAUGCCGACAUAUCCGAACUGGUGAAAGAACUCGUCACCCUUGGAAAUAUCACCGCGGAUAUGUAUCUGGGAUUGAUCCAAUUCGGUUCGGAAACAGUACAUGCGACCGAACCCGUGGAAUUACAAAUGAAGGAUAUAGAAAUGAGUCUUGGGGUAUCGAGUUCGAGGACUGCGUCGCCCACGGCGACGAGUACGAGUAAGGGGGGCGCGGAUAUGUUUCGGGCGCAGAUUACGAAUUUUGCGGUUCCGGCAGCAUUGGGUUUGGGGGUUAUGCUGGCGGUUUGA
Sclerotinia borealis F-4128 is the source of this 960-nucleotide messenger RNA. NCBI's taxonomy places the organism in Eukaryota, Fungi, Ascomycota, Leotiomycetes, Helotiales, Sclerotiniaceae. The record is from the annotation of a GenBank genome assembly.